UUUAGGUUUUAGAAGAAUUCUCUCGAUGGCGUAUAGAGGAUUUCGCCAAGGAUAAGAUUAUAUAUUUUCGAGUGCGGCAAAGAGAGAGUCUCACGGGCCGCGGGUUUAUGAUGCGACACGAGGGCAGCCUCGUCAGCCCGGGUCGUCCUCAGUGAUUUUUACUUUUUCGUUCGCCGUGCAAAAGCACGUCGCGGUACAAGAUAAGCCGCGCUCGCAGCGAGGUAUAUAUCGAUUCAACGGAACCAAGGAAACCAGGAUAGGCUGACUCGACCGACGGUGUCGCGCAGUCAACGUAGCCGCGGCCGUUGUGGUCCGAGUGAAGUCCUGCGGAUUGAAGUCCAGCCGAGCACCUCGACAUGUCCGAAGACACCGAGAGCGAGGACAGCGAUGCCGAGGGUGGUUUGGGCAACGUGAACAAGAUGGUGAUGCGACCACCGGGCCACAGUGGCAAAGCCAAGAAGGGUCACAUCUGCUUCGACGCGACCUUCGAGACCGGCAAUCUCGGAAGGGUGGACCUGAUCUCUGAGUUCGAGUACGAUCUCUUCAUCAGGCCCGACACCUGCGGCCCCCGGCUGCGCAUGUGGUUCAACUUCACCGUGGACAACGUGAAGGCGGAUCAGCGGGUGAUCUUCAACAUCGUGAACAUCUCGAAGAGCGCGAAUCUCUUCCGGCAGGGGAUGACGCCGCUGGUGAAGAGCAGCAGCAGGCCGAAGUGGCAGCGGAUACCGCGAGAGCAGGUGUUCUACUACAGAUCCGCGCAACACCAGAAUCAUUAUGUGCUGAGCUUCGCGUUCGCGUUCGACCGCGAGGAUGACGUAUAUCAGUUCGCCCUGACUUAUCCGUAUUCGUACACCCGCUACUUGGGACACCUGGACAAUCUGUGCGGCAGACCGCUGUAUACGAAGCGGGAAACGCUGGCUGAGUCGAUUCAGAAGAGGAGUGUAGAGCUCGUAACUAUAACCUCCGACCUCGAAGACACGGAGCGACCUAGAAAAGUGGUCGUUGUCCUCGCUAGAGUUCACCCGGGCGAGUCGCCGUCUUCCUUCGUGUGUCAGGGCUUGAUGGAUUUCUUGGUCAGCGCGCAUCCUAUAGCUCAGGUGCUCCGGGAAUACGUGAUCUUUAAGAUAGUGCCGAUGCUGAAUCCGGACGGCGUCUUUCUCGGAAAUUACAGGUCCAGCGUGAUGGGCCUGGACCUGAAUCGAUCGUGGAACUGCAUCUCCGAAUGGAUACAUCCCACCUUGCUCGCCGCAAGAUCGCUACUGAAGUCCCUCGAGAAGAAUUCGCAAACACCUUUGGACUGCGUGUUGGAUCUGCACGCGCAUACCAAUGCGACAGGUGUUUUCGUUUACGGAAGCACGUACGAGGACGUCUACAGGUACGAGAGACACAUUGUGCUGCCGAAAUUGUUGGCUCAACACGCGGAGGACUACGAGCUGGGAAACACCAUGUACAAUCAGGACCAUAACAAAGCCGGGACAGCUCGUCGUUAUCUGUGCUCCAUUCUGAAGGAGCACGUCAACUGCUACAGCAUCGAGGUUUCCAUGUACGGUUACAACAAGAAAGGGAUGCCCGGCAUAAUGCCGUACACGGAAGAGAGCUAUUACAGGCUGGGUCGUAAUCUGGCUCGUGUCUUCCUGGAGUACUACAAGCUUACUGGGCUUAUCCCGUCCGGGCUGCCCGAUCAGCCGUCGAACAGGCGAACGCGUCAAUCCCGACAGAGACAUCGUCUUCCAAGGGAGCCCCGGCCGAGAACAAUCAGGACUCCGGCGACCUUGCAUCUCGCCAGCAUUUAUGAGUACUUCCGGGAGGAGGCUGCUGAGCCGCUCCCGAGCGCGCGUUACCGAUCGAUGAGCGGGACGCGGAUGGGCCAGCCCGGAACCGGAAUCGCGAGUGAAACUGGAACGACGGGCGUCGGCGGGUGCAGGAGCCGGAGCUACAGGUUCCGGAGCCCCGGGGCACCACUCGACAGGGUGCAAUCCCUGACGACGGGACGAUCCGCCGCUGCCGCCACCGUCGCCGCCGAGCCGCGGCUCACCAUUAUCGAUUUCAAUCAGCUGACACGGGGCGGUUUGGAGCUCGCGACCAGCAGGAACCGAGCGACGGUACCUCGCAGGAGCGUCAAGUCGCGCAGAUAACGAUCAUCCCGCCUCGGAUUUCCUCCCCGACGCGAAAUCCACGGAGACGCGGACGUCUCCGCGGCUAAAAUUUCACACGGCUACUACGCACUACGCCACUUCCAUUGCGUAACACGGACAGGGCGAGGGAGGCUAGGGGCUUGCUUUCGCGCCUGCAUCGCUGUGCUGUUAUCCACGCGCUGGAACAGCUUCCGCGAGAUAAGAGUAUCGAUGAGCGGCCGGUGGGGGGAAGACGCCGACGUUGAUCUGCGCGGAAUGCUCGCAAUUCUCGUAUUUGGUCAAGGAGCUGAACUGUCGCGUCGCGUCGAUCGACACAGGAGAGAGAAGGCUUUUCUCGAGGAGGAGAGGAAGAGAUCUUCUUUUCGGGGCGAUUGUAUCGAAUAUCGCGGAUGCUGAGUAUGCGCGUUAGUGAUAAGCUUUCGUUUCUCUUAGAAUAAUGUCGACUCGGAAGAUAUCUCGACGAUAACGGGGCGCGAGAGCACACAGAAAAGUGUAAGCAGCAAGCGAAUUGUCAAUCACAGCUGAUUAUUCUCCUUACAAUCCGAGAAUAAUCGAUGGUGAUUGGUUCAUUUUCUUACUGCUUACAUUUCUCUGUGUGCCGCGGCUCUUAAGGGUCGUUCACAAUGAGGUCGCGAUUACGCUUCAAAGUGGUGGCACUAGUCUGUGAAUCCAUCAUGUGUCUACUUCCUUCGCGUGAACUUCGCGAAGAGUUUUUUUGAAUUCGUCAAUGAAACUUUAUAUCCUUCACGAGGUUACGCGAAAGAAAUAGUAUACACGAUCGCUUCACAGACUGGUCCUACGACUUUCAAACGUAACCGCGGCCACAUUGUAGACGAUCCUUUAUUCUUCGCACUGUCAAACGUUGAUUCUCUUUCUCUCUUUCUCUCUCUCUCUCUCUCUCUCUCUCUCUCUCUCUCUCUCACGCAAACGCACAAGAGCGUAUUUCUCCGACCUUCUCUUAUGCUACCUUAGACACCUUAUUCGUGACAAUAAAUGAUUUCCCUGGUUGCUAGAGCUUAUCGAUAAAGCGAUACGUAUACCUUACCGUGUGUAUGUAUACAUUUUCAUGAGACUUGUUACAUUUCUUAUGGUCGUUUAUGAUAU
Odontomachus brunneus is the source of this 3239-nucleotide messenger RNA. Its product is annotated as cytosolic carboxypeptidase 6. NCBI's taxonomy places the organism in Eukaryota, Metazoa, Arthropoda, Insecta, Hymenoptera, Formicidae. Bases 357 to 2135 code for a protein of 592 amino acids. The transcript has 7 exons. The record is from RefSeq and is a predicted model, not a curated record. Gene Ontology annotation, molecular function: zinc ion binding; metallocarboxypeptidase activity. Gene Ontology annotation, biological process: proteolysis.